GAUGGGAAGUCCUAGCACUUUCGCGGCGACGGACUCCGGUGCCUGUGACCCGAGUCCACUAAAAUUCCAAUGCUACUGAGUUGCAGAAGUACGUCGCAUAUAAUCUUAUCACUGCAUAGUGGGCGCCGGCGUGCGUGAGCACUCAGGAGCAUUUGACGCACCUUGCUCGGGCACGGCCCUAACACACGGCACAGCGACCUGCACAGUGAACAGCAUUUUUGAAGCCUGUCUCUACAAGGCUUCAACACUAAGGCAUGGCUCCUGAAAUUGGGAAACUGGCAGCGGGCGACGUGUGCAAUGUGUCAUUGAACAAAGGUUUACGCAACAUGCUGUUGGAGCAGGACACGGAGCGCACAAGCUCUUCUAGCGCCGUCACUGCCUCCACACACACAUGUCAGGGGGACCAGUCACAUGUACGGCGGGCUCGCCGCCCGACACCGUGGCCGCAGGCCAACCUGCUGAGCCUUGGGGCGGCGACCUGUGCGGACCCAGCAGUGUCGGGGACGCCAGCACUCCUGUCACCGGAACCACGCCCGACCAAGGAUAAAAGCAGCAUUUUGCGAAGCCUCAAGAAGAUGAUCUUCCGCCGCAGCUGCGGAGCAGGCGACGCCUACAGCUCGGAACCUGCUAAUCAAGUGCACGGCGGGCCCAGCAGGGGCGCAUCCCUGCUGGAUGCCAACACGAGCCAGCUUCUUCCGGCGGCGUCCCGAGGUGCGGCCGCCGCCACCAGCAAUAGCGGUGGUCGCAGCUACAGGCGGCCGCCAGCAAAAUGCCAAUCCGCCGCCAUCACUACUGCUGUCACCUGCUGCCGCCGCCGCGGCGGCGGCACCGACAGCAGCAGCAGUCAGCACGGCGGCGGUGACAACUGCGACGCGGCGGUUGCCCCAUCACCGAUUGCCAUCCCGCAACACGAGACCGCUGCCGCCGCCAUGCCGACGCCUGGCUCCGCAGCUGCCGCCUCACUCUCUUCGCUUGCUGGCGGCGGCGGCAUUGCAAGCGGCGCUGCCGUGAACGGCGGCGGCGGCGACGGCGCUGGAAAUGGUGUCGGCCGCAAGGCAGGCGACGGCCAUAACAACCGCCGCAACCGUAGCAGCCGUCUGCAUACCUUGAGAAUUCUCUUCAACCCCUCCUUUCGCCGCGCGAUGUCGUCUGAUCCGCACAGCAGCCCCAUGAGCGCCAGCAGCCCAAUGCCGCUCGGCGGCGGCGGCGGUGGUGCUUCUGCUUACGUGUCAGACGCGGACUCCAGUGUAGGCGGUGGCGGCGGCAGUGUCGGAGGCUCGGCACAUCGGAAACACUUUGCGGCAGCAGUUGCUGAGGAGACGGCAAGCAGCGGUGCUCUUGCUGCUGCUGGUCGCAGCCUCUGCGGCAUUCGCCAUCAUCCGCAGCAGGACAGUGCGUUCGGUGGCGGCCACGAGGCGCGUACUUGCUGGGCUGCCACCUCGCCGCCCGAUGCGGCUGCUGCUGUCAGCAUCUUCUCGUCAACAGCAUUGGAGGCGGCCAAGGCUCCUCCGCGCACCCCGACAGCAGACACUGCUGGCGGCGGCGGCGCCCUUCAGCACAGUCAGUCCGCCAACCUCGCGUCCAUGCCGAGCCCCACAACCCUGAAGACGCACCUGGAAAGGGGCGGGGGCACAGGCGGCAGCUGCCACGCCGGCACCGCGUUCUACAGCAUCUCGCAGGCAUGCUCGUGGCAAGCAGCGGCGGCACUGCUGCAGCUAGGCAGCGGCGGGUUGCUCUCCACACAGGAAAACCGCAUCGCAGAAGAUUCUCCCAUGCACUGCUGGGACGUUCGCGGAAGCCCCACGGCUGCGGUGGCUCCCCCGGUUCUGCCCGGUGUCAGCAGCAGCGGCUGGCUAGACAGAAUCGUCAAGCCGCAGCAGCAGCAGCAGCAGCAGCAGCAUGGUGCCAACCAGUGCAGCAGCAGCAGCAGCAGCAGCAGCAGCAGGUCACCGCAACCACCCGCCUCCACCCCGCCGACGGCGGCCGUUGCCAUGGGCCCCAUGCCGGGUGCAGCUGAGCCGCCGCUGCCGCCGCCACCACCGGUGUUGAUGGACGCCACGGCGGCGGCGGUGGCGACAGCAGCGCUGCUACCAGGCGCCGCUGCCGCCAUAACAACAGCUCGUGCGGCCGCCAUCACCACCACCUGCAGCAGCUCCACCGGCUCCCCCACUGACAUCUGGCAGCAGCCCCACCUCGGCAUCGCCGGCCCCACCCCGAGUGCUGUGUCUGCUGCCGCCGCCAGCAGCCGAAGCAGCAGCCGAAGCAGCGGUGGCCACGCGUUCCACCUGCUGCGGCUACAGCUGCAAGCGGCACAUCAGAUGCAACAGCUGGAGGCUCGACGGCAGCAGGCGCCAUAUGAGCUGCAUCUGCAGGAGUGGCACGUGGAAGACAUGUUGGAGGGGCUGGAGGCAGGGGAAGGGGGAGAAGUAGGGGGUGUCCCGCUGCCGCCGAGCAUGUCUUCUGCGCCAGCUGCUGCGUGUGUUGGGGAUGAGGACGUCGUGCCGUCGCCGCCGUCGCCGCCCCCGCCGCCAGCAGAAUGGGAGGUGGCAGCGCUGCAAAGGCAGCAAGAGGCGAUGGCGGCACAGGCGGCGGCGGCGUGGCGGCCGCCGCAGCCGCAGCACGCGGUGGCGCCGGCGGCCGGCGCUGAGGCGGCGGCAGGCCAUGCAGACGUGAUGCACGAGUCGGCGGUGCUGCUGGGCACAAACCCUGCGCUGCCGUGCACCAUGCACCGCCGGUGCUGGGCGCUGUCUGACUACGCCGUCACCAAGCGCCUGUACAAGGGCAGUCUGUCAUCGGUGUAUCGGGCCACGUGCAAGCGCUCGGGCAUCGUCGUGGCCCUCAAGGUAUUCUUCCGGAGCCGUGUGUCGGCCAACGCGCUGCACGUGGCCAAGCGGGAGGUCGCGCUGCACCUGCCGCUGGUGCACCCCAACAUCAUCAUGCUAUACGCGGCCUUCUACGACGCAAAUCACCUGGUGCUGGUGCAGGAGUAUGCGCCGCGGGGUGACCUGUACGGCAUCCACCGCCGCAUGGGCAGCCGCCUCACCGAGAAGCAGGUCACGGAGCUGGUGCUGGGCCCCUUCCUGGACGCCCUGGUGUACCUGCACAGCCGGGGGGUGGUGCACCGCGACAUCAAGCCCGAGAACAUCCUGUACAUGGAGGACUGGACGCCCAAGCUGGCGGACUUUGGGGUUUCCAUCAACCUGGCGGAGGAGCGCGCAGUCACGCGAACCGGAACCAAGGGUUACAUGGCCCCCGAGGUGUUGCGCUGCCCACUCAAGCACACCCACGAUGAGAACAAGGACAACGAACAGCUGGCCUACACGUCCGCCGUGGACAUCUGGUCUGUAGGCAUCUUAGCCUAUGAGCUACUGGUGGGCUUCCCGCCCCACCUGACUACCACUACUCCUCUUACUCCCACUCCUCCUGACGCGGCGGUGGCUGCUACGGGUACUGCUGUGGUGCAGCAAGCCGGAGAGCAGCUGCAGCAGCAAGUUGCUUCUGGCAGCGGCAACGCCGCAGCAGGGACCCACAUGACGCAAGCGCACCCUGAUCCCCUGUCCCUCCCAGUCUCAGUUUCGGAGGUGGCGCUGGACUUCAUUGGGUCUGCGCUCGCCCAGGCGCCCGGCGACCGGCCCACCGCGAGGCAGCUGCUGCAGCACGCGUGGCUGGCCAGGGCUGUGCGCGUGCAGGGAAGAGCGCGCAUCACACAGGAAUGCAUUAGCUAGCUGGGCACCACUUGCUUACUGCGAGGGGGUCGAGGAUGCUCUCGGCCUACUGUGUGUGUAUGUACAACCGUAUUGAUUCUAGCUAUUGCUGCCACUCCAGCGAACAGGCUUUCUUCUCGCGCACGUGCACUGUCAAAAGCGUCAGGCCAGCUUUGCUCAGUGUGAUUCGUUUACUGCAGAAACCAUUAUUGUUGUACCACUUGAAGCGGCCACAGGUGUGUGGCUGGGCUGUUGCGUGGGCUGCUAGGUGUGCCUACCACUCUAACUAGUUCUAUGUCACAGUUAACGGAACACGCCCUGGGGCAUCUAGAUGUGGCUUUCGCCGACUGUCCUACAACAUCAAGCUGAAAGAGCGCUUGCUUGAGAGGUUCACGGCAUUCGUCUCAUUCCCUUCUUCCAUGCAAACUACCUAUGAUAAGUGCGUGUUGUAAUUCGAUUUGCCUCUCUUGCUUUUCACUUCGCGUCAGUCUGAUGGCCUCCUGAUGGCAGUCAGGAACGCAUGCAACUGCAGGGGUAGGGCAGGAGCCACGCGCACUUGAAUUUGUGAUGGCUUACGUACGGGCUUAGGUCGUGUUUGUCUGUCCGCCACGGUCCGCCGCCCGUCGUGCUUGCAUGGCGUCACAACCGCCUUUCUCUUCUGGAUUCGAGCUGUAUUGUAAGUAAGUAUGUACACGUUGGCACUGGAUAAAUACACGUGAGUACUUAAGGAUCCCUACCCUGCAUGUAAUUAACCCCUGGU
Chlamydomonas reinhardtii is the source of this 4464-nucleotide messenger RNA. RefSeq lists its product as uncharacterized. The coding region runs from base 255 to 3725 and encodes 1156 amino acids. Gene Ontology annotation, biological process: mitotic spindle organization; regulation of cytokinesis; protein phosphorylation. The record is from RefSeq and is a predicted model, not a curated record. Gene Ontology annotation, cellular component: spindle microtubule; spindle midzone; chromosome passenger complex. Gene Ontology annotation, molecular function: protein kinase activity; ATP binding. The transcript has 10 exons. NCBI's taxonomy places the organism in Eukaryota, Viridiplantae, Chlorophyta, Chlorophyceae, Chlamydomonadales, Chlamydomonadaceae.